Messenger RNA from Corythoichthys intestinalis (scribbled pipefish), 5443 nucleotides. Its product is annotated as midasin-like. Gene Ontology annotation, molecular function: chloride channel activity. Gene Ontology annotation, cellular component: cytoplasm; membrane. Bases 515 to 4363 code for a protein of 1282 amino acids. The record is from RefSeq and is a predicted model, not a curated record. Gene Ontology annotation, biological process: chloride transport. The transcript has 6 exons. Lineage: Eukaryota; Metazoa; Chordata; Actinopteri; Syngnathiformes; Syngnathidae.
AGAGAGAGUGAGGGAGGUCUUAUUGGGUUUGUUGAUUUGGAACUCUGCUUAAGGUCCAGUACGUCUUUUGUAUUUUUUAACAAGGGAAGACUGGCUGGAGCUCCUGCAUUUCAAUGCCUAAAAAAUAGUGGCUUCUCAGAUUUUGGAAUUUUUAACACCAAUUUAUCAUUCAGGAGUUAUUUCAUAUUAUACCCUGGACUCUGGACUAGACAAAAUCUUACCACAGCCAACUGGGAGGUACAUUAUUAAUAGGAGCCAUUGGUCAGUUUUUGGAAGUACGAUAAUUUUUUAUUUUAUUUUAUUUUAUUUUUUAAAGUUGAUUUAAAUCUAUUCUUAGUUUUGAGCUCAGUCAGUAAUUCUUUUUCCGCAAGAUAUAGACAUUCAAUGUUAAGACUAAGUCUUGAAGUUAGAGAAGUACUAUCUGGGAAAUCCGUUGUUGAUCAGUAAUUUUGAACCCCAUAUAGAUCUACGAUCCAAUAGGGUGGCCAUUUAGCCCUUUGUACAGUAGUUUUCCAUGGCUCAGUCAGACAUCUGGCCCAACCAGGACCUCUCAAGCUCCACUGUGGUCCACAGCCCUGUCACUUUUUGUUCUGAGGGAAAUAACCAGAGAGACAAAAAUGAUGGGGACGAAGAGGAGGGAGACGAAGAGGUCGAACUUGCUGAAGAGGUGGGGGAGGACAUAUUGUUAAUGGCUGAGGCAGGAGAGGGGCAAGCUGAAAAAGAAUGUAAAGCUAGCGGUGAAAAGGAAGAAAUUGGGAUCCAACCAAUAGCCAUGGUACCUAAUGAAAUGACAAGUAAGACAGAGGAAGGCAAGGGAAGACAGGACGGGAGUGGAGAGGUAGAGGAAGCACACGAACAGUCCGACUUAAGGGAUAAACAGACUAAGAAAGAGGGCACAAUAAAGGAAGAGGCAAUGCCAAGUGGAAUUCUGUGCCACUUUGUAGAAGCACAGCGACUUGAAGAGGACAAAACUGAGGAGGAAGAUAAUGAAAAAUACAAACAUGGUCAGGGUUUGAAAUUGGUUGAAAACAGAGAAGUUAUAGAGAAAUCUGUAGAAGCCCAGACAAUAAUUGAAAAUUAUAUAGAGUCCAGUGACAACGUUGCGGUUUUAGGAAGUGAAAAAGGUCCUGUCGAUGGAGAGGAAUUGACAGCCGAGGGGAUUGUAGAAGAAAAAGAAUGCUCAAAAGAAAGAGAGAUGAUGACUGCUGAAAACCAGAAUUAUUCCUCAGUUGAUACACAAUUUCACAAUAGCAAAUGUCAUGAAAGUGAAGACCAAAAAAAGUCUGGAGUAAGUGGGGAAGAGAUGAAAGAAGAUAAAAUUCAGGAUGGGGAGCACAUAAGCGGAAGUCAAAACCUGCCUUGCUUUUCAAAAUUGGUAGACAAUAAAAGUGAUCAACACACAGAAAAUAACAAAGAGUGCGGAAAACGAGAGGAACCAAUGAGGAGCGAAGGGGUCAUUCAGGAAGAAAAUACAUCUCAUGAAACAAACAUGGAGGCAGACAGUCUAGUUCAUCUCACAACAAUAGACGAAGAUGAAAAUGGUAGAAACAAAGAUGAAGAAGAUCAUGGCAAGCAUGAGGAACUUAUUGGGAUUACGGGAAAUUUACAGGAAGAGCAAAGAUCAUGUGACAUAUACAUGGUGACUGAAGGUAUACUGAGUCUCUACACAUCAAUAGAAGAUGAAAAGGAUGACAAUGCCAUAAGAGAAGAACAAAAUGCCAAUGAGAUUGUGAGAAUAAGCACAGAUGUAGAAGAGGAAGAUCAGCACCAUGUAAUAUUGACCACAGAAAAUGAUGCUCAUCAUGUUGAUACAGGUACAGAAUCACAGAAAUCCGAUGAAAAUUCUAUUACAAUGGAUGAGGCUUCUCACAGUGAUCAAGCCUCAGCUACAAAUUCAACGGAUUCUCAUGAAGGGGCAAUAACAACAGAUGAGGUCACUCAGAGUGAUCAAGUCUCAGCUACUGAUUUACAGGGUUCCCAUGAAGGCCGAGUGGCAACACCUGAGCCUGCUCAAAGUGCUGAAGUCUCAGCUUCAAAUUCCGAGGACACCCAUGAAAAUACAGUGACAACGGAGCAAGCUACUCACAGUGAUCAAGCCUUAUCUACUAAUACACAGUAUUCUGAUGAAGAUUCAGUGACAACAGAUGAGGCAGCUUGCAGUGCUCAGGUCCCAAUGACACUUUCCCGAAAGUACCAUCAAGGUGAACUGACCACUAAUGAAUCAGAUGAAAAUGUAGAAGCAUCUCACACAGUUCAAUUUUCAUAUGCUAAUUCAGAUAAAUCCCAUGAAUGUUGGGAGAUGGAGACUACACAUACAUCAACCUGUUUAGAGGACGAUGUGAAAGAUAUCAGCAUUGAAUUAGCUAUUCAGGUCAAAGGUAAAGAUGAUGACUCCCAGACUCCACAUGAAAGUGUCGUUUUCAUACCUCCCCCUUCUUCUGUCGAACACACCAUUCAGACCAGUCAGUUGAUUGAUGAGGUGAAACACAGUGAGACAUCCACAUGUGACAACUUGGAUAGUGCAUUGGAACAGGAAUUGACCAAAAACAUCCCCCAGCAGGAGGUCCAGAUGCAGGAGUCGGUGAAUAACACAAUAUCUUCUUCAAACAAAGCCACCAAAUCAUUUAAGGAAACUGAAGAGCCACCAGAUAUUGCAUUAGUACAUCCCUUAAAUAAAUCGGAUGAGGACAUUAGCACUAAUAGAACUGGGACAUCAGAAGUAAAGGUGCAACAAGAAAACAUUUCCAUCAUGGAAAUGGCUGGAGAUGACCAAACCCCAGGUGAGAAAGACAAAUCGGACAUCGACAGUGACCUCAGCCACCAGAUUGAGGAUAUGCAUUUCAUCACCCAACAAGAUGAUACAGAGAAGGAUCUGGGAUCAGAGAAAGAGGUGAGACUGUCAGCAGAAGAGCUCAUUCCAGAGGAAUCUGAAGUUGUUUGGCACAAACAUGUACAAGACCACGGCUUGCUGCCUCUUGACAAAAAAUACACAGAUAGUAAUGAUGUGAGGGACGAGCUACGUAAAGUAGAACCUGUGAACAUUUUAGAUGAUGAGGUUAAAGUGACGAGCAUGAAUGAAAACAGACAACUUGAAGAGUUGGGGAGCAUUGCGUCAAAAGAGUCUGUAGAUUCCACGUCAAAUGCGCAUGAAGACGAGAGGCCAGUUAGCAAAGAGUUAGAACUGGAUAUUAAUGGAAGAGUCAAAGAAUUAAAAGAAGCCAUGGAGAGUGGAAUAUUCUGUCCUGAGACACAGUCGAUAAGGAAGGAAGUAAAACUAUUGUCCACUAGACGAAAAGAUAACGCAUGGAUUAAAAUGAAUCAAGGCGAACCAGAUGUGACUUUGGAACAAAAAGACCAGAAAGACAAUCUUGUAAAAACAGAAAUCAGAGAAUCUUUAACUUUUAACUCAAGUCUAGAUGUGAGAGAUGCAUGGAUGAAGGAGCUGAAGUCAGUCAUCAAAGAUGAAAGUCUUCCAAAAAAGAGAGAUGAGCAAGUGAAGAAAAAGAGGGUGGUGCUAUUAGAGGAUGGCAAGCAAUUCUUUCCUCAGGCGGAUAGGAAGUCAGAAAAGCAACCAGAGAUGACGUCACAAAAUGUUGUGGACAGCUAUUUUCCACCUGUGCAGGACAACACAACGACAACACCACAUGACCAGGACGAGAUCUCACUUUAUGUCAAGGCAGGUAGUGAUGGGGAGAGCAUCGGUAACUGCCCAUUCUGUCAACGUCUUUUUAUGAUCCUCUGGCUCAAAGGAGUAAUCUUCAAUGUCACCACUGUUGACCUCAAGCGGAAACCUGCUGAUUUACAGGAUCUCGCUCCAGGUACUAACCCUCCAUUUAUGACUUUUAACGGAGAGGUCAAGGUCGAUGUCAACAAGAUAGAGGAGUUCUUGGAGGAGAAACUGGCUCCACCACGAUACCCCAAACUCUCACCGAAACAUCUGGAUGCCAACACAGCUGGCAUUGAUGUCUUUGCCAAGUUCUCUGCUUACAUAAAGAACCCAAAGAAGGACACCAAUGACACCUUAGAGAAAGCGCUACUUAAAUCUCUUCGUCAUCUUGAUGACUUCCUGCGGACUCCCCUACCAUUUGAAAUCGAUAGUGAUGGCUCAGGAGAUGUCUUGGAGUCCACCAGGAGCUUUCUGGAUGGGUCAGAACUGACCCUUGCCGACUGCAACCUGCUUCCUAAACUACAUAUCCUAAAGGUUGUAGCCAAGAAAUACCGUGGAUUUGAAAUCCCUGCAGAGAUGACGGGCAUAUGGCGGUACUUGAACUGUGCCUAUCAGAGAGAAGAAUUCAACAGCACCUGCCCCGCUGAGAGGGAAAUUGAGUUUGCCUAUGUUGAUGUUGCAAAAAAAAUUAAAUAAAAUCAAUUCAACUGGUAAUCCAGAUAUUGGGGUAGCAGCGUAUGGCCAGGGGGCACAAUCGGCCUAAUGCAGUCUUUAAUCUGUACACUUCCUACUCCCAAUUUUUUAUUUUAUUUUUUUAAUGAUUUGUAUUCAUUUGUUAUUGACACAGUGAUUUUUGAUCAAAUGAAAAAGUUUAAGCAUAACUAUUAAUUACUUUUUAUCAAAUAAUUGAAUAAUGAAUAAUUUAAUUGAUACUAACAUUCAUUCUAAAUAACAUGACAAUUAUUUAUGGGAAAGAAAUUUACCAAUAAUGCAAUAAAAAUAAAAGUUUGGUUAUCAUUAAAUUUUUAGAACUAAUUUCUGGAUUGAUAAUGCUAUUUUUAAAAUGAAUUUAACAUUUUUACAUACAUGCACAUUUGUAAACCUCUUUCAUAAAUGAACUGGCCCAUUUCUCUAUUUUCAAAGUAAAUAUGCCUCUUUUUAUAAAAAAAAAAAAAAAAAAAAAAAAAUGCUCAACCCUGAUUCAUUCUAAUCAAAAGGAAACAAAAAGGACUGCAAAUGAUCAUUACUCAAAAAUUCUACUUGCGAGACACCCAUUCUGAAUGUAACCUACUGUGUGACUUGUGCAAGUAGGUGUAAACUAACAAGACAGGUCUCACAUUGAACGAAUCUCUACAUAAAUAAUGCUGUAUCAGUAUAAUUUGACCGCUCCAAAAAUGAGCAUGACUGUAUAUUUGUGUGUAGGCCAACAAGGAAUCAAGUUGUUUUAAAGAUAGAACAAAUUGCAAAUUUAGAGUAUACUGUAAUUUUUAACAGCACUUGUUACACUGUUGGAAACUCCUGUUUGCAUCGUUUUUGUUGCACAACAAUUUCAGUACCAUGUUCUAAACCAGAAAUUACUGCUUUAGCAUCAUUAAGCUAAACAUUUCUUUUACGUCCUUUGUAAAUCAUUUACAAUGAUUAUCUGCAUUUACUAGACAAAAUAGGGAAAAUGUCAGCUCACCUCAUUAUUGCUAUGUUGUGACUUUGAACUUCAUUUUUUUAGGGGAGUCUGAUUUAAAUGCAAAUUUGCCUAAUGAUGGAUUUAGGUGAAAAAUU